AUGCGGCGUGCGCUGUUUGGGCGCACGUCGCGCAAUGGGCUGCUCUGGGCAGCCCUGGUCGCCGCCAGCCUUGCAGCAGCCGUGGCCAGCAGCGGGAACAGAGACCAGGCGGCGGACCCUCUGCUGGGCACUGCGCUGGGCAAGCUGCAGAACGCCAGCGCCCAGCUCGGCGCCGACAUCACGUCCACAUACAACAGCUUCAGCACCGCCGCCGGCCCCGCAAAGCACAGCUUGUCGGCAUCGGUCGCGUCGCGCCUCGCAGCUGCCGCCGACCCCGCGCGCGCGGCGCUGAAGUCCGCCGGCGACGCGGUCGUGUCCAAGGCGGGCUCAGUCAAUGUUGUGCAGCCGUUGGUCAAACAUGUGACGGAUGUGGUGGAGCCAAAGGCCGUCAGCUUCGCAGAGGCGGUCACCCGCACCAUCGACGCCACGGCCGGCCGGGCAAAAAAAGCGGCCGGCGCCGCCGCCGCGCGCGCGAUCAACGCGACGGCGGCGGCGGUGGACGCGGCGCUCGCCGCCGGCGUCGCUGCCGUGGGGCCCGCCUUGUUCCCCGCCGCCGACGCGCUGGCGGCCCACAUCAAUGCGGCCCAGGACGCGGCCGACAAGGUGAUCGAGCCCCUCUUGGUGCUCCCCUCUCACCACUUUUUUGACAAGUACGGAGCCCUGGUAACCGACGGCCACCCCGUCCGGGAGGCCUUGCGGCCUGUCAUCAGGCUCGUCAACCAACGCAUCAACUCCAAGGGCGCCAUCCUCGACGGCCCCGUCGCGGACGCGACGGCGCCCCUGACCGGCGCCCUCGCGCGGGCCUUCGAGAGCGUCUCGGUCCAGAUCGAGGGCCCCGUAGCGCAGCAGGUCGCCGCGCCGCGUGCGGCGGCGCGGGGCGUUGUCGCACGUAUCUCAGACUUUGUGGACGGGCCCGGGUACCGCCUCUCCCAGCCAAUCCGCACCGUGGCCAACCACGCGAUCACGCGCGUGGCCAAAUUCGUCGAGGGCGCUGACGGCAGCCCCCCAUACGCCCUCAACUCAACCGCCGGUGGCGGGGUGUUCAUCAACCACAUCGGCGAUUUCGUGGGGCGCCGGAUGGUCCCCGCCGUCGGCCGCAUCGGCAGCGCCGUGUUUGGGGUCAUCCCCAAGCCGGCGCCCCGCGACCGGAGCCAGCCUGGCCGGCCGACCGACCCCGUCUAUCCCUCUGCAGCACCCAGCAACCCAACAGGCGCUCCUUCAGGCACCUGCAAGCCCUGGGAGAAGCCUGCCGGUUUCCGCAACAUCCUGGACUACUGCAACGACUUGCAGUCCAAGCCCAAGCAGUACUUUGCAACCAUGUGGAACAAGACCACACCGCCCACCGUUGGUCAGGAGUUCCCUCUCAAGGGCUGCGUCUUUGGCUGCCUGGUUGGCAACGACCCCUACACCCGGGCCCAGAUUGAGACGUCCACACUUUUUGGCUGGAGCGGGUGA
Monoraphidium neglectum is the source of this 1455-nucleotide messenger RNA. RefSeq lists its product as hypothetical. The coding region runs from base 1 to 1455 and encodes 484 amino acids. The record is from RefSeq and is a predicted model, not a curated record. The transcript is spliced from 3 exons. Lineage: Eukaryota; Viridiplantae; Chlorophyta; Chlorophyceae; Sphaeropleales; Selenastraceae.